Nylanderia fulva is the source of this 2253-nucleotide messenger RNA. It is a transcript of the gene brn, whose product is annotated as beta-1,3-galactosyltransferase brn. Gene Ontology annotation, cellular component: Golgi membrane. Gene Ontology annotation, biological process: protein O-linked glycosylation. Lineage: Eukaryota; Metazoa; Arthropoda; Insecta; Hymenoptera; Formicidae. Gene Ontology annotation, molecular function: UDP-glycosyltransferase activity; hexosyltransferase activity. The record is from RefSeq and is a predicted model, not a curated record.
AUUUCAGUUUGGAAGCUUUCUAUUUUAUUAUCGUGCGCGUGAAGAAUCACAAAACGAUGAAGUACCUUUGGAUAAUUCGAUCUCUAUGGAUAUUGUUCAUGAUUAUUUCUAUCGCUACAAUGACCGAAAAUAUAACACGGAAUCCUAAUUGUCCUUGCCGAUCAAUCGACGAAUGUUUAAAUGAAAUUCGAAGCAAUUCUAAAAAUUCUAAACUUGUUUCAUUUUUCUCACCUUGUGAAUCUUCACAAGAUGAGAUUAUGAUUAGAUGCUGCACUUUCCAUACGUCUAUAAAUAAGUUUUUCUUAUGUGUUUCGCAAAAUAACACUUCGAGGGAGCAAAUAAAGUGUAUAUUGCAUGAAAAGUUAAGGAUGAUACAUCUAAUUAAUUUUCUCGGACAAAUGAAAUAUUCUUCGUCGAUGAUGGAAGAACUAACAUCUGAAAUUUUAUCACCUUCCACAAAUUCUAUGCACUUAGAAUACACUGGACCAAGAAUAAGCGGUGCAAGGGGUUUAAAGAGUACAGAGUCUAAUAAUUCCAAGAAAAUCAUACAAGAUAUGAUAGCUGUUAUAAAGACUAAUCAGGUCCAAUCGCUUGUUGCUAUUUAUCCCAAUGAUUUUGAGACAGAUGUAACAAAGAUAAAUUUAACAGACAAAAAGAUGAUCCCGCCAUCGCCUAUCGAAAACAAUUUCUUUGUGAAAACCGAUGCACAUUCUUCGUUCCCUAUAGAAAAUACGAAAUAUGUACCGUCUUUUUUAAGCGGCAACAUCGACAGCAAUAAUCCAUAUGCUCCAAAACAAGAAAUAUAUAUCGAAAAUGUCGACGAGACAAAGGCCCGUUAUGAAAAGAAAUCGAUGGUAUCGUCAUCAAUGUCGAAGGAUGUCCCCACGACGCCUGCGGUUAAUUCCUUCGAGCAGAAAACAUCGUCAGAGACAUUUCUCUCGCUCGAUCGCAUUUCCACUCAGCCGAUCAAUAAAAACACACCGACAAACAAGUCCGAAGCACAGAGGAACAACAGCAAUAUCAACGUAUUUAUCACCGCAAAAAGGAGCCCGCCGUUUUCGGUAAACGCGCAAAAAAAUCAGCGAUUGACGGUGGGCGAAAUAAAUUCGGGGAAUAAGUUGCACGAAGAAGAAACGAAUUGGAAUCAUCGUGAGUUUCCGUUCGUCGAAAAUACAAAGGAGAUGACUUUGCCAAGAAUAAGGGACGAUCCUCUUCAAGCAUCGACGCGUAAUAAACGAAUGACUGCGCCUAUCAUAUCGCAAAAAGAUAUCCUGAACAAAAACACUGAGGAAGCGGAGUAUAAAAAUAAUACCACUCGAAAGAAAAACACGAAGCCGUCGUUUCAAAAUAAUCAAUCUGAGGUGAGAAUCAAAGAGGAGAGAAAAGGAUCUACAAGUGAGAAUGCAACAAAGAAUUUUGCAGUGAUUUAUGCAGCUCUUCCGAUGCAAAGAUUCAGAUUCCCGCCUAAAUUUUUGCCAGCAAGACUUAAUAAGCCACGUACAGAAGAACGUAAUUCUACGAUAAGAAUUGAAAAAUUUCAGAAUCUCGAUCGAUUCUCCUCGAGUCAUUUUCAACAUUUUUACAAAGCGAAAGAGGAUCUUUUAUUAAAAAUUAAUAAUAUAACGAAGUUUGAAAAGAUAAAAUCAUCGACACAUUUCGAACUUCUCUCAAAUGCCUCUCAGGCGUAUUUAUCCAGAAAUAAAAAUACAAAAGCUUUAAAAAAUUCCGAGGCAAUAAGAGAUGCGAUAAAUAUUAUUAAAAUGUCUAAUGUCAGCGCACUUAAUGAUUCUAUAAAUAUCGACAAAAAUGAUUCGUACGAGUAUUCAGCAUCGAAUUUGCAAAACGCAUUUCUUACAUCAAACAAAAUUGCAUCUCAUCUAAAUACGUCUUUACAAGAAAUUGAAAAGUCAUCAAUGCAAAUGGAAACAAUGACAUUUAACGAUGAUACAUCUUCGACACCUAAAAACAAUUCGAAAAUGUCAUCGGAAACAAUCGUGCAAAAUAUCACAGAUAAUUUAAAGCAGUUAUCCAAAAUAAAUGAAGAUAAUGCUCAGAAAUAUUUUAGUACUAAAUCGUCAAUUGAUAACCAAUUAAAUCAAAAUAAAACCAAAUCUGCGCAUCUUUCUGAAUUAUCGAUUUCAUCUGUAAAUGCAGAUGAACAAAUGUCGGAUGCAAGCACAGAUUAAUAUUGCGGAUAUUUAGACAUUAUGAGACGAUAAAAUAAUUAAUUGAAAAUUAAUUACUAAAAAUAAA